AUGAAGACUGAGCUCGAAAAGAUGCAUCAAAAUGAUCUCGAAUGUAGCUCAAGCAAGACGAAGAAAGAUGGGCUAAGUGUUGAACCUAUUGCUGAGGAAGAAAAAGAUGAUGAUGAAGAUCACAUGAAAGACGACAAAGAUAGUAAAAAUGAAGAAGACAAAGAUGAACAAGAGGAUGAUGAUGGAGAUGACGAUGAUGAUGACAAAGAUGAUCCGGCUAAUGGCGGCAUAGUUGUUGCCCACGCCACCACCAUGGAAUCUGAAGAAGACUCUGAGCCACAUGCUGAUCAGCACGAAACUUCACAUAGCGAGCAUGGCAAUCCUUCAAAUGAAAAGAACAACUUGAGUUUGAAAUCCGCUAGUGAUAGCAACACGAAUGCGUCACUAAGUCCAAAACAUGAUGACUCUGAACGAAAGGAGAAAGGUGUUCAAGUCGUAGGACCAAUUGAGCUAACACAAUCUGAAGUAGAUACCAUAUUAUCACUCCUAAGAAAGAUGGACGAAGAGCAUAGGGUGCGCUGCAAAUGGCUCAAAGAAACCCGAAAGCAUAACAAUCAGAUGCUCAAUGACCUAUCCGCAAACGUGGCUCAUGUUAUGGAAAAGUUGUCCACUGUACAAACAAGUCAAGAAAGUCCUAGACUAAGUCAGCAAAAACAGUUGCUGGAAAAUAUUAUCAAAGAGCAACAUUCUAUCAAAGCUUCACACUUUGUUCUCAAAGAGAGAGUUGAUCUUUUGUGCAUGAAGAUUGACACGGUCCAUGAUAAAAUGUUCACGAUGGCUGAUUAUCAACUCUAG
Messenger RNA from Ipomoea nil (Japanese morning glory), 795 nucleotides. Its product is annotated as myelin transcription factor 1-like protein. The record is from RefSeq and is a predicted model, not a curated record. Lineage: Eukaryota; Viridiplantae; Streptophyta; Magnoliopsida; Solanales; Convolvulaceae. The transcript has a single exon. Bases 1 to 795 code for a protein of 264 amino acids.